Molecule: messenger RNA, 263 nt
Organism: Emiliania huxleyi CCMP1516
Lineage: Eukaryota; Haptophyta; Isochrysidales; Noelaerhabdaceae
Exons: 1
Source: RefSeq, a predicted model, not a curated record
AUGCGGCGCCCAGCAGCUCUAUCAUGCGUCGCACCCGCAGUGGGCGAGCCGACCGCCGCUCGAACUGGCGCCGAGUGGCUCCCAGAUCGAGCGUGGCAGGCUCAGUCACACCGUCGCGGGGCGAACGCGAACCGAGCCGUCGCCGUUCGCCGCAGCCGCCGGCCGCCAGCCGUCAGCCGUACAGCCGUACAGCCGUCAGCCGUCAGCUCGCAGUCGCCGUCGCUGCCGCCGCCGCAGCAGCAGAGAGCGAGCUCCUGCGUCGU